UUUCCCCUCCACUCCUCCCAUUUCCGCUCGGCAGUAGAAACCGGAAAUAACACUGCCCCUAGUUGCGGAGGCGCUUCCCCCGGCUUGCUGGAGACUGCUGACCCAGGGGUCUUCAUUAAAGAAGAGAGCAGGGCUCCCAGGUCUGGGCAGAGUCCAGGCAGGGGGUCCUUGCCUCAGAACUCUGCUGAGGCAUCCGUCCUUUGAGAGUCCACAAUAUGAGGGGCCAUCCUUCCCUGCUCUUAGUCUAUAUGGGAUUGGCCACCUGCCUGGACACCUUACCUCAUGGAGAGCAAAACCAAGUUCUUGACAUCUUCCUGGAUCCCCCGGAUGCCGAGAGUUUCCUAGUUGGCCACAGGCGGAUUCCUCGGGCUAACCACUGGGACCUGGAGUUGCUGACCCCCGGGAACCUGGAACGAGAGUGCCAGGAGGAGAGGUGCUCCUGGGAGGAGGCCCGGGAAUACUUUGAGGACAACACACUGACGGAACGCUUCUGGGAAAGCUAUACCUACAAUGGCAAGGGAGGGCGUGGACGAGUAGAUGUCGCAGGCCUGGCGGUGGGACUGACCUCUGGGAUCCUGCUCAUCGUGUUGGCUGGCUUGGGAGCCUUUUGGUAUCUGCACUACAGACGGCGGCGCCGACUCAGAGUCCGGGAGUCCUGUCAGCAAGAGACCGUGCUCAUCAGCCCCCUGAGUCCCCCGACGCCCUUGUCUCCACCCUUACCCCCAGGCCUCCCUACCUACGAGCAGGCGCUAGCAGCCUCUGGGGUGCACGACGCCCCUCCGCCCCCUUACUCCAGCCUCAGAAGGCCUCACUGAAGACUUGCUCCGGAGCGCGGGCUCCCCGAACUGUGCCCCUGAUUCACAGCAGAUUCCGGAAGUCGCAGGGCCUCUUCGACUCCCUGGCUUCAAUGUGUGCGUGGGAGAGUCAGGGUCGUCGGACCCGACGUCUAUCACGACACACGUGUUUCCGCCGCGCAUGGAUACACGCAUGCCCCUGACCAUCAUGUUGCCGAGUCCGUGCCCCUGCUCCUCGCACCCGCCCUUCCUGAGCACCGGCCCUGAAACUCGGACAAGACGUGACUUGACUGUCGCCCCACCGUGUCGCGGGGAGCGUACACGCAGAGAACCAGGCCCGUGCACACGCCCGUCUUCGUGUAUUUCCCCAAAUGGGCCGUUCGUAAUCCAACAUAAAGGUGGAGGGCGCAUUUGCUAUGUGCUGGAAAAGGUGUCACGCUUGUGUUGCACCCGGGGAAAUGGAGUUGAGCUGAACUGCUAUCUACCUAAAAACCUUUUGGAAAAGGAAGAAAUUUAAAAAGAAAGAAUCACACACAAAAAAAAAUCCCAAAAUUGAAAUUAUUCGAGAAAAAUAAAAAAUGCAAACGAACUGAAC
Molecule: messenger RNA, 1389 nt
Organism: Peromyscus leucopus (white-footed mouse)
Lineage: Eukaryota; Metazoa; Chordata; Mammalia; Rodentia; Cricetidae
Gene: Prrg2
Product: proline rich and Gla domain 2
Exons: 8
Coding region: 216-815 (199 amino acids)
Cellular component (GO): extracellular region
Molecular function (GO): calcium ion binding
Source: RefSeq, a predicted model, not a curated record